Messenger RNA from Aplysia californica (California sea hare), 3697 nucleotides. RefSeq names its product transient receptor potential cation channel subfamily V member 1. The transcript is spliced from 27 exons. Gene Ontology annotation, molecular function: protein binding; calcium channel activity. NCBI's taxonomy places the organism in Eukaryota, Metazoa, Mollusca, Gastropoda, Aplysiida, Aplysiidae. The coding region runs from base 523 to 3441 and encodes 972 amino acids. The record is from RefSeq and is a predicted model, not a curated record. Gene Ontology annotation, cellular component: membrane. Gene Ontology annotation, biological process: calcium ion import across plasma membrane.
ACAUUGUUUUUCGAUUAAUUUAAAAGCUUGCUUCAUGCUAAAUACUUUUGGAGCUAAGAUUGUGUGUUGCGUUUAUGUAUAUGUUGAAAUCUGACUGUGUAGUCCCGUGUCUUGUGUGCAGUUUCUCAAAAUUCAAUAAUUAUGUAGGCCUAUGUGUUGCUGACUCUUGAUUCCAUCGCAAGCGCACGGACAUCCCUGUACUAUUAUUGAUCUGAGCCAUCGAUAUUUUCCUCCUGUGUCUUUCAAGGUAGGCUAUCGACCACAUUCUGUUCUGUGGGUCGCGAGCAGUUGAAAUUAUAAAUUAUAGAGUAGUUAUAUUUUGUCCGUAGCGGAGCAGUGUGUAUGCGAGUAUGAACAUUUCUGUAGGCCUACCGUCCCCAAGGAAAAGCUUAAAAGUCGAGUAUAAUCGCUGAUUUUACUGUGGUACAACUGUAAACCAGUAGAAGAGCUAUGUGAUUGUGUCAGUGCCUGGUGAAAUGUUCAGAACAUACAGGUCCCAGCAACAAGCAAUUCUUAGAAGUGAUGGUGUAUUCUAAAUUGUCAGAGGAGCCACAGACCAUGGAACCUCGCAGGCGUGGCAAGAAGGCCCAGGUGGCGCCAGGGGAGGGGGAGGACAUGAGGGAAAACAAGGGCAAAGACAACGCCAAUUUUGUCUUGAACGAAUUGGGAGAUGAGACGGCCAACAAUCUGAGGGGAUCUCUACGGUUUUCUGAAGCAGCCAAAAAAGUGUCCGACGAAAUGGAUGCUUUCAAGUUGCUGGCAAAUGUGAGAUCAAGCGCCAGUAAAUGGAAAUCAUAUGCUACCAGCCGAAGAUUCAAGAAAAGAACUCUCCAUGGAGAUGCAGAAAAGUAUGAGCACUUUGAUAGAAUGGUCCAGGAAACGGGUCAGGACGGCGAGUCGGUGAUGCAGCGGCAAAGCGCCGGCAUAGGGCUGGACGACAUUCACGACGACUACAUCGACUACAAGACUUUCCGACAGUCCAGAGGGCCUGUGAUGAAGAAGGACUUUGAGAUGUCCAUCGCCAGCAACAGGGCGCUGAUGCAGUACUUCGCCAAGCUGGGACAGUCCAUGAAAGAAGACGAGACGAUCAACCUGGAGUUUGUCCACACGCUCGUCUCUUCAGGGGCCGACAUCAAUUGUACCGACAAAUACGGUCAAACCGUUUUGCAUGAGGUGGCUCGAGCAUGGCAUGUAGAUGUGGCCAGCUUUUUGCUGGAGCACGGAGCAGACGUGGACAAGAAGGACAACUACGGACGGACAGCUCUUCAUGUGGCUGCGGCUGUCGACUACCCCGAGAUGGUGAACCUGCUCAUUGAAGGAGGCGCUGAUAAAGAAGCAAGAACCACGGAAGAAUACCAAACCCCGGUCUUCUAUGCUGCCAAAAAUGACGCUUGCCAGUCCCUGAAAGCCCUGAUCAAACAGGGCUGUCUGUACAUGAAGGAGAAGGACUACAAAGGACGUACUCCCAUUCAUGUUGCUGCUGAACUAGAUCGCAGUGAAACUGCUCGGAUUUUGUUGGAGCUGAAUGCACCGGUGUGGAUUCCUGACAACGAAGGAAUAAGAGCCAUCACGUGGAUGAUCAAUAAGAUGCCCCCAGUUGCCAAUGAAGCUCUGAACCAGUUCCACCUGACGGACAGGCCAAACAGAAAACAGUAUUUCUAUCUCAACUUUUUGGUGCGAGAUAAAGAAAAAGAUCCAGAUGGAAAAGCGCAAACUCCACUCCAUGUUGUGGUGGGCUUCCGCCAGUACGACCUUAUAAUGCACUCAGUUUUCAUUCGCUUGAGUCAAGUCAUGUGGCAGAGGUUUGGCAGGUUCUGGGCCCUGUUCAACCUGGGUCUGAACUUUCUCUACAUCUUGAUGUGGACGGUCAUUGGAAUGGUGGUGGAGUACGACCAGCGGCACAUCUACACCAUGCCGGAGGAUGUGUGGAGGAUCGUUUUGUUUCUGGUUGCAGUGCUCUUCACCUUCUAUCAGAUAUUUGAGGAGGUCAUGGACUUCAUCAGGUCACAGAGGGUGCACAGCGAGUUUGAGAAAAAGCGUGUCGCAGAAAUUGAAAGAGACUUGAAAUUUUGUCACCCGAGAUGGCCAGGGGAAGAGAAAUAUCUCAGAGAAGAAAUUGAAGCCAUUGAAGAUUUGAAACCAAAGUAUUUCAGUGACAUGUGGAACAUAUUCGACUGGCUGUGCUAUAUCCUCCUGACUGUGUGCAUUGUGACUCACAUCGCUGACGUGAUCGCUCACUCUGAGACUCUGGCGCGCCUGCACAUCAGGAUCAUGUCCAUCACCAUCAUCCUGCUGUGGCUGAGGCUCAUGAAGAAUGCCAGGGCUUUUGCCUUGCUAGGUCCUUUCAUUGUCAUGCUGGGUCACAUGCUGAAGGAUUGUGCCAGGUUUUUGUUCCUGUACAUGGAGUUUUAUAUUCCCUAUCUGGCAGCUUUUUGGAUGAUCUUUGGGGGGACGAAAAAAGCUCGUGACAACUCUGGAGAGGAAGUCAGUGUUGAUGGAUAUCAGUUCUUCGGCCAGCUCUUCUUCAGCAUGUUGCGUCUCACUCUUGUGGAUGAAUACGACUAUGACAACAUGAAGAAAAUUGAUCAUAUCAUGGCAGACAUCUUACUUGCGACCUGGUUUUUACUGUCAGCCAUUUUGUGCCUCAACUUGUUCAUUGCUCUAUUGUCAGACACAUUUCAGAGAGUUUACGACAAUGCUCAAGCCAACGCCGUCAUGCAGAAAGCCAUCACCAUCAUCAACAUUUGGGAAGGCAUCAACAGAAAGCGCAAGAACAGAUUCUGGGAGUACAUCGAAUCCACGUGCUCCCCGCUCAUAGAAACGUAUGAUGAUGACAUGACUCAGACUGGCGAUGAAGAUUUGAAGAAAGUGACAAUUCAGAUAAAGGAAGAUCUUGAUCAUUUUCAAGAAAUGUUCAAACUUCACUUCGGCGACCCAACAUCUCAGCUGCUGGGUAGCAAUUUGGCUGCGGCGCCAAGUAGAAGUGGGGGAGGUGGAGGUGGUAAAGGAGGCACUUUGGUGUCCGCCCGUCAGUUUGAGGCUGAGGUAGAGGAUCUGAGAGAGUCUUUGAAGACGGUCAAAUCCCAGCAGGAAGAGAUGGCUCUGAGACUGAAGAAAGACAUGUCGUCCGUCAAAUCUAUGCUCAAACUCUUGUUAGGAAAAGAACCAACAGGUGGAGCGUAUGAAAUUGAAGAAACAAGUCUGAUUCCAAGUGAAAUGACACCUGUUGCAAAAAUGAGGAGGAAAAAGAAGAAGUCGCAGGCUGCGAGGGAAGUGCAGAAGACAUCGACAGAGCUUCAGUCGCAACAAUUUUCACCGUUGCUGGAUAUCGGUUCCACAGAAUUUACUCCAGCAACAUUUAUCGAUCCCAGCAUGCCUGUCUCUCUUCCAGCCGUUGAUGUUACCUCUACAUCGUCUUCUCAGCACCCUUCAAGAUAUUGACAGGCAACGUAGAUGGCCCCUCCAGCACCUGCUGACCUCUGACCUGACCUGACGGAAAGUUCGCCUCAAUAUGAUCAGAGAAUUCCCCAUGCAGAAAAUUUAUUAGGAGCCAGUUUCUGCUUUUGAUCAAAGAGCUAACACUGUUGAUUUUUCUACUAACAUGUUGAGAUCGGAGACUGUCCAUACGUAUGUGUGUGUGGAUGGAUUGCGGGUGCUCUGGUGGGGUUUGCUCCUUCUUUCCUAUCAAACAUCUAUC